GUUGCUUCCUUCCUCCUGCAAACUGCAACUUUGGCUUUCCUCUCCCGUCGAAGUCAAAGCUCAGCCGUCACUCCUCCGCCUUCGUCCUCCGCAAAGGAGCUCGAGCUGGAGGCCGACGCCUCUCCGCCGGCGCCGCAACCGUUCCGGCUCGUCUCCGCGCGCGAGAGAUCGAUACUCCAGCCGCGACUUCCUCCCCCGCUUCGAUGAACUAGGCCCUCUCCCCCCCCUCGGGCUCUCGCCAUGCCCUCGUCUCCCAAGCUCUUCCACCAGGGCCGCCCCUCGCGGCGCAGAUCUACCGUCCUGAUCCUGGGCUGCUGCCUCCUGAUCGGGCUCUCCGGGUUCGUGUUCGGCCUCGUCGCCAUCCUCCGGCCGGGCAAGUGCUCCGUCCACGAGCCGCGAUCGGUUCGAGUCGUCUGGGAGAGGGAGGGCGGCGGCGAGGGCGGCUCGGGUUCCGGUGGAGAUGGAGCUCGAAGUGCUAGCCGUCAUAAAGUGAUGGGCUUUGUGGGGAUUCAGACCGGUUUCGGAUCGGCCGGUCGCCGGAGAUCCCUGCGCCAGACUUGGAUGCCGUCCGAUCGGCAGGGGCUCCAACGGUUGGAGGAAGCCACUGGCUUGGCAUUCAGGUUUGUGAUUGGCAGAACUAAAGAUCAGUCGAAGAUGUCGGAGCUUAAGAGGGAAGCGGCGGAGUAUGCCGACUUCUUGUUGCUGGACAUUGAAGAGGAAUACAGUAUGCUUCCUUAUAAAACGCUAGCUUUCUUUAAAGCUGCUUAUGCACUUUAUGAUUCCGAGUUUUAUGUCAAGGCCGACGAUGACAUAUAUCUAAGACCUGAUCGGCUCUCAUUGCUCUUGGCAAAAGAACGGAGUCAUACUCAAACUUACAUUGGGUGCAUGAAAAAGGGGCAAGUUUUCGCUAACCCAAAGCUUAAAUGGUAUGAGCCGUUGCACUAUUUGCUUGGCAGCGAGUACUUCCUCCAUGCAUAUGGUCCAUUAUAUGCUCUUUCGGCUGAUGUUGUUGCAAGCUUGGUUGCUCUUCGAAACAAUAGUUUCCGGAUGUUCAGCAAUGAGGAUGUUACAAUUGGGUCAUGGAUGCUUGCCAUGAAUGUCAACCACGAGAACAAUCAAUUGCUCUGUGAAUCAGAUUGCACCACAUCCUUUAUUGCUGUUUGGGAUAUUCCAAAGUGUUCAGGGCUCUGUGAUCCAGAAAAGCGGUUGGUGGAACUUCAUCAGAAGGAAAGAUGCUCAAGAAGCCCUACUAUGCCAUCUGACGAUGAUUAGCUUCCCUCUUUCCAUCUUCCCAGACCCCUUAAUAUGAAUAGCCAGGUUCUUCGGCCGCUCGCUUGUGAAUCAGUAUUGUUGCCUCCACACGUCUUCUAAUUUGUGGAUCCUCAUUAAAUUCAUCUCCUUUUUCCCUUUAACUAGUAUAGAAACUUGAACAGAUACAUCGAUACCUAGUGGUCACUAGACAGACACCUCCAGAAUUAGAAAACGCCAAGGAGCAGUACUUGUUAGCUUCUCAGUCUUCUUUUUCUACCAUUCUUUUAGACCAUUGUCGAAACUUUUAAAAUUGAAUGUAUUCUUCAUUAAACACAUUUGAAUAUGAAGUAUUAUUAUUUCUCA
Syzygium oleosum is the source of this 1614-nucleotide messenger RNA. RefSeq names its product probable beta-1,3-galactosyltransferase 14. The coding region runs from base 241 to 1272 and encodes 343 amino acids. The transcript is spliced from 7 exons. NCBI's taxonomy places the organism in Eukaryota, Viridiplantae, Streptophyta, Magnoliopsida, Myrtales, Myrtaceae. Gene Ontology annotation, cellular component: Golgi membrane. Gene Ontology annotation, molecular function: hexosyltransferase activity. The record is from RefSeq and is a predicted model, not a curated record.